GCCCCGCGUUGCAUAAAACCUCCCCCCACAAACACCAAAUUCCAGAUGGCCGGCGGCAAGAAGAAGAAGAAGCCGGUUUCAAACCCCGCGAGAGGUUUUGCUACUACUUCUAUUGCAUCAAAACCCAAAGUUGAAGCUACUGACCCUGAGCCCGAGCCAACCUCGACCAAAGAACUACCUGGAGCCCCCCAAACCCAUCAAGGGGAAAGUGACCAAGCCGUUGGACCAGGGGAAGGAGUCUCCGAUAACCCAUCAAAGACCUUAACGCCUGAAGAGUUUGAAAAGCAACUUGAGGAUUCCGAACUCCAAGUGCUAGUCGAGAAGCAUGCCCAGAAAUCGAAAAGAGAUGCACUUCGUCAGAAAACUAGAUUGGAGACCGACCACCGCAUCCUAAGAGGGCAGGCCGAAAAUCUAAAUACCAGAAAAUGGCUUCCACCUGAACUUAUGGAGGAGAUCUUGGAUUUAAUUAAGGAAGAGGGACGCUUUGUUGGCCAAGCCGCAGAUUCUACCACUACGUUGAAACAGUCUUCUGAGGAGGAGCUCACAAUACGACUCUGGACAUUGCAGCAAUCACUGAUCAGUGCCGGAUUUCUGGAACCAAAAGUUAUCCUAGCUUUGCAGCAUGUACUGGACAUAUCAGAUAAGAUUGGGGCCAGUAAUAAGGAUGCAAUCUGGGGCAUGGAGGAAGCUCUAGAUUGGCUUGCACGAGAAUGCUCAAGGGAGGAACUUCCCGAUUAUGAGAAUUUGCAUCGCAAGCAAGGGUCGUUUCCAAAGUCUCAGACCGAUACACCCAUUGAUACUCCUUUGACAUCUGGCCUAAGCACUCCGCGUAUCGAAUCAGAUACGCGACACAUUGGGUCUAGUUCAUCAAGUGCAGAGAAUAUGUCACGGGUUAAUAAGAAACUCGGUCCAGUCAAGAAGAUCACUUCGUCGGACUACGACAGCGAUAUUGACCCAGAUGACCUUCUGCCAGUGUAUCUGGAGAGUAAAACGAAGUUAUUUCAUCUAGAUCCAUCAAGCUCGGGAAAAGUCUCCAAACGCUCAAAUCGUAACCAUAACCCCAAAUCGCAAGAUAGGGAGCCGACUCCAGACCCAGAAUCGGCCAAACUCCUCCGGAAGAUUAAAAAGAUUGAAGACGACGUCCUGUUUGAUAAGUAUCUAGCUGAUCAACAAUGGGAGGCUCGACGUAUCCAACUUGAGAGAGACGCAGCUGUCCGCAGGAACGCAGAACCUGCCCAAACCAGCAAUGAUUCGCAGGAGUCAGAAACCCUGGUUGAUUCAGACGAUGAGGUAAGCCGGGAAGCAGCAAAAAUGGGUGCAGCUUUGCUCGAGGAAGUUGGCAGUGAUGAUGAUGCUGCUCUGGCGGACUUAUUUGCAAGCCUACCAGUCACAGAAGUGGAUCCUGUUACCGGGAAGAGCAGCACUGUAGUCAACGGCAGCAAUGGAGUCAAGGUCACUAUUAGAGAUUUUGGGAAAUGGACUGGGGUAAAUCCAACCAGAGUUCUGGAAGAAGCUUGUCGAGCUAGAGACUCAUCUGUGAAACUAUCCUAUACACUUGUAUCUGAGACAAGUUUUUCCAACCGCCAUUCUCUUCGGAUUACUUGGACCAAGGUGCAGGAUCCCCUAACAUCUUCCCUGCCUCCUGGCAUUGACUAUGUAACCUCGCCAAAAACUCAGACAUUUACCAUGGUAUCAAUUUCUACACCAGACGCCAAGCAAUCGGAGGCUUACAUUGCUACGACGGCCCUGUUUCUCAUUUUUGGCUCUUCUUCGAGAGAGGAAAAGGUCUUCCUGCGCUUACCAGCAACAUGGCGAGAUCUGUGGACCGAAUUCGCAGAAACAAAGAAAGAGAAAGCCGACGAGAUAGAUAGAGAGGCCAUUCGUACCUUUCGUGACAUGGUGCGCAAGAAAAGAGACCAGGAACUGGAAGAUGGCGUUUUAAUCCAAGGGGCGUUUAGAAACCGUGGUUCUGCCCGCGUCGCUGACAAUAACGAUGAAUCGAGUCAGGAGAAGUCGGCUAGGUCAUCCCUCACACUGGAGGCAUACCAAAAGAUCUGGGCAGAUAAGUGUAGCUCCCCAAGUUAUCAAAUGAUGCUACAAUCACGCAUGCAACUCCCAAUGUGGGGAUUUAAGGAAGAAGUUCUUUCGGCCAUUGACCGGGAACAGGUGAUCAUAAUCUGUGGAGAAACUGGAUGUGGCAAGAGUACACAGGUCCCUUCGUUCAUUUUAGAGCACCAGCUUUCUAGAGGCAAACCCUGCAAAAUAUACUGCACAGAGCCGCGAAGGAUUUCGGCUAUUUCCCUUGCAAGACGUGUCAGUGAAGAGCUGGGUGAGCGUAAGAACGAUCUUGGGACAUCUCGGUCCCUAGUUGGUUAUGCCAUUCGGCUGGAGUCGAAUACAGCAAAGGAAACCAGACUCGUGUAUGCCACCACUGGGAUUGUUAUGCGUAUGCUCGAGGGAUCAAACGAUCUCAAAGAUAUUACCCAUAUCGUUCUGGAUGAGGUGCACGAACGGACUAUCGAUAGCGACUUCUUGUUGAUCGUACUCAAAAAGCUCAUGCUGCGAAGACCUGACCUCAAGGUGGUUCUAAUGUCUGCGACAGUUGAUGCUGAACGUUUUUCAAAGUAUCUAGACGGGGCUCCAGUCCUGAAUGUUCCUGGCCGCACAUUCCCUGUUCAAGUCAAAUAUCUAGAAGAUGCUGUUGAGUUGACUGGAUAUUCUGCUUUCGACAGUGGCCCUCAAGAGAAAUUUACUGAUCUCGACGAUGAUCUUGACGUACCAGAGACUGAUCUCAGCGACUCAACCAAAGCUAAAGGCACCAAAGAACUGCGAGGUUAUAGCAACAAAACUCGAACCACCAUAUCACAACUUGAUGAGUACCGCAUUGAGUUUGAGCUGAUCACACAGCUCAUUGCAAAAAUUGCCUCGGAUGACAACCUAAUGAUGUAUAGCAAGGCGAUUCUUGUCUUCUUGCCAGGAAUCGGAGAAAUCCGGCAGCUCAAUGAUAUGCUUUCUGGGCAUCCAUAUUUCUCCUCUAAUUGGUAUAUCUAUCCCUUACACUCAACUAUUGCCAGUGAGGACCAAGAAGCUGCCUUUCUCGUACCACCCCCCGGUAUUCGAAAGAUCGUCCUUGCCACCAACAUAGCUGAGACUGGUAUCACAAUACCCGAUGUCACCUGUGUCAUUGACACUGGAAAACACCGUGAGAUGAGGUCAGUCUCUAUUCUACUAUUUCUGUGAGAUUAUCUAACCUUCCAUUAGGUUUGAUGAGAGAAGACAGUUAUCUAGGCUCCUAGAAACAUUCAUCAGUAAAGCGAAUGCU
Molecule: messenger RNA, 3322 nt
Organism: Amorphotheca resinae ATCC 22711
Lineage: Eukaryota; Fungi; Ascomycota; Leotiomycetes; Helotiales; Amorphothecaceae
Exons: 5
Coding region: 46-3240 (1064 amino acids)
Cellular component (GO): intracellular anatomical structure
Molecular function (GO): ATP binding; RNA binding
Source: RefSeq, a predicted model, not a curated record